Chrysoperla carnea is the source of this 4323-nucleotide messenger RNA. RefSeq lists its product as uncharacterized. The coding region runs from base 34 to 3300 and encodes 1088 amino acids. The transcript is spliced from 6 exons. NCBI's taxonomy places the organism in Eukaryota, Metazoa, Arthropoda, Insecta, Neuroptera, Chrysopidae. The record is from RefSeq and is a predicted model, not a curated record.
ACAAAUUUUUUAAAACAAGUUAAAUGUAAAACAAUGUUUGGUCAUUCGAAAGAUACAGAAAUUUUAACAGAAUUGUAUCGAAAAAGUGAGGAAUUAAAAUUUAAUUUACCAGUAAAAAAUAUUAAAUCAACUGUUGCUCCAAAAACUAAAAAUCGUGAUAUUCGAGAAAUGUUUGGCAAAAGCGUACAGAGUCAACAAGAUAAAAAUGAUUUUUUAACACCACCGAAAACUGAUCCAAAAGCGGUUCAACAAACCCAAGAAACUGAAAAAAAUCCAAAUUCAUUAGCGAAAAAUAAUGCCAUAUACUUAAGUUUACUUUCCGAAUUCACAACGAAUAAAACAAUUGAAUUAUUAUUAGAGAAAACUUGUGGAAUUUGUGAUGAAUUAUUCGAUUGUAAAAAACUUACAGAAUAUUUAAAACUAGAUGAUACUCAAGAAAUUCAAUCGUUCACUGUACCAGAUGAGUCGAUUCUCGAUUGUCCAGUAACUCAAGCGGGUGAAAAUCUAUCAAAAAUACAUGAAAACUCUUUCAAUACAUCAAACAUGUGUAAUAUUUCAUUUAAAUCAGAUUUUGAUUCAUUUAUUCAAAAUUCGAAAACAUCUGCUCAAAAUCGAAGUAUGGUCAAGGAAAUGGACAAAAGCAUGCACUUAACUUUUGAGGAUGAUUUUCAAGUCUCCAGAUUAAAAAUGAAUAAAAGUAUGAAUCAUGUUUCAAAAACAUCUGUUCAAAAUCAAAGCAUGGGAAAUGGUGCUGAAAAAAGUAUUAACUCAAUUUUUGGGGAUAGUUUUAACGUCUCCGAAUUACAAAAGGAUAAAAAUAUGGAUAAUUCUUCGAAAUUUGAUCAAGAUUUUAAUGUAUCCGAAUUAUAUUACGAAAAAAAAGAUGAAAAAGCAAUUUAUGAACUUAUGGAAGAUUCAUUUCAAAAUUCAAAAAGUUUGAUUGAAAAUAAAACAUUUGAAGAAUAUUCGAAUACAAAAAGUAAAAUUUCGAAUGUGAGUGUUUAUCAACCAGAUGAAAUUUCAAAACAAGCUUUAAAAUUUUUUGGUUUAAAUUCAAUUGAAAACUUAUUUGAUGAUGAAGUGAGGUUAGAACAGGAUUUACCGCCAAAAUUCAACAUACCUAAACUACCAAAACAAAAGAUUGAUAAUGAAAUGAGGUUAGAACAGAAUUUACCGGCAACAAAACAAAUGAAUGUCAAAAAUAAAAGUAUGGAAAAUGAUAAAAAAAUUGAAGACUAUCCAGUUUCUCCAGUGUUAAACAGUCAAAAAAGAUUUUCAUCACAAACAAUGACUCAAUCAUCAUCAUUUUUCCCGAAAAAAACCAAUUUUGAAUUAUGGGAUGAAAGUUUAUUUAUUGAUGAUUCUGAAAUCGAAGAUCAUUCAGAAAAUCAACAAUUAUCACCUGUUUUAAAUACACAACCAUCUUUUCGCGGUGAAUCACAAUCUUUCGUACAAAAAUCACCAAUUUUGAAUUCACAAUCACAAACAAAAAUUCGUUCGCAAAAAAUAUCACCGAUUUUAAGUUCACAAUCGCAAACGAAAACUCGUGCACAAGAAAUAUCACCGAUUUUAAAUUCACAACGUCAUAGAAAUAGUGAUUCGCAAAUUCCAGUAUCAAAAUUAUCACCGAUUUUAAGUUCACAACGAUCAAAAUCAAUAAAUACACCGUCAAUUUCGAAUAUUAAUUUAGAUUAUUUAAGUGACGAAGAUAUAUUUGCUGAUGAACCGAUCGAAGAUGAUUUAUUUUUUACCGCACCGUCUGCUAUCGAUGACAAAUUACCGACUCCAAAACAAAUGUCACCGAUUAAUUCGUUUUGUACAGCAAGCGAAAAUAAAAAUUCCCAGAUUUCCCAGAAAGAAAAUACUGUAAAAAGCAUGCCGCCUGUUGUGAAUAAAUUCAAUCAAUUUCGUAAAUGUAUAGUAAAUGAAAAUGAGAACAUAAAUUCGAGUUCCCAGAAAGAAAAUGUUAUAAAUAAUGUGCCAUCUGUUUCAAACAAAUUGAAUCAAUUUCGUAAUAAUUGUGCAACAAGUGAAAGUUCAAACACAAAUUCGAGUUCACAGAAAGAAAAUAUUGUAAAUAAUGGAUCGUCUUUUUCGGAUAAAUUGAACCAUUUUCGUAAUAAUGGUACAGUUAGUGAAAAAAUGAACACAAAUUCGAGUUCUCAGAAAGAAAAUGUUAUGAAUAAUGGAUCUUCUGUUUCAAAUAAAUUAAAUCAAUUUCGUAAUAAUUAUGCAGCAAGUGAAAAUGUAAAUAUAAAUUCGAAUUCCCAGAAAGGAAAUAUUGUAAAUAAUGGAUCGUCUUUUUCGAAUAAAUUGAAUCAAUUUCGUGGUAAUAAAUUAAAUAUGUUCCAGUUAAAACGUAAUUUAAAUGAAGUAAAUUCGAAUAUUGUAAAUAAUUCUCCAAAUAUUAAUUUCACUAGUAAAGCAUCAACUUCAUACAAGCCUGAAUCGGAUUCUGACGAUGCAUCAUUAUUAGAUUUUGUUACACGACCAUCUCGAAAAAAAUUGAAAUUAGGAUUAAAUAAAAAUAAUACCUCGUCGAAUACAAUUACAAUUUCGGACGAAUCAAUUGAGGAUAAAUCAGUCGAUUCCUCGAAAUCAAAGUUGAAAGAAAGUAUUGUAAUUUCGGAUGAAUCAAUCGAAAAUCUUGACGAGGAUCAUGAUAAAUCAAUCGAUUUAUCUGUAUUUAGUUUUGUUAAUCGAAAAAAAGUACUUAGACAAACGAACGAUGAUAACAAGUCUUUAAUGGGCUAUGAACAGCAUAAAAAUAGUGGACAGCAAUUUCGAAAAACUAAAAAGAAGAAAAAACGAUCUGAAUUUAUUGAUUAUGAAGCUGAAGUAUCUGAUGAUGAAGAAAAUAGUUCCGACGAAGAUGUUGAUAGUGACUUUGAAUCGAGCUUUGUCGUCGAUAACCAGACAUUAACACAAACCAAUGUUGAUAUGCAAGCAUUGUAUUUACAGUCUGUCAAAAAUAAUUCACAAAAUGGAAAAUUUAAAAUACCGAAUUUACCCUCUGUAAAAAUGGAUGAAAUUUGUUCACAAGCUGAUUGGAAUCAAGCUGAAAGUAAUUAUGUUCUUGAUUCAUUUGUUGUUGAUAAUACAAUUGUAAUGAAUGAAGAAUUAUCAUUAUUAGAAAUAGCUGAAAUGGAGUUAGAGAAACGGAAACGUAGAAAACGGAAAAAUAAUUCAACUACGAGAAAAGCAUCACGUAUUAGAAAGUUAUCAGAUGAUAGCAGCGACGAUGAAGAUUUAAAACGUUUGCGACUUGAAUGUUUGAAUAAUCAAUCUGUUUUAAGAUAGUCGGUUAAUCCCCUCUUCUACAGCGAAAGGGAAUUACAGGAUCAGUUAUGACAAUUUUACAUUUAUUUUUCUAUCAAAAUAUCGUUGUUUUUCCAUCAAGCUAUUGUAAAUUCGUUGCCUGUUCACUAUCUGUUUAUAUUACGCAAAAACUUUGAAGAUAUUGAGCGGCGUUUUCAUACCAAUUUAGUGAUCAUUUUAUGCGAUAUUAAAGACAGUGCGGCACAAAAAGUCACUAAAAUUUGAAAUAAGAGAAAUUGUCUAGGUCUGUUACCUCUCAAGCAGCAUAUGCAACAAGUAAAAUAACCAUGUAAAUUUUAUGCACUUAUCUACUCGCUUCGUGUCUUUCGUAAGUGGCUUUUUUAAUUUAGCUAAAAUAGCUCAGUGAUCAUCUUAAGGUAUGUUUACUGACAAUAUAAUCACAGAAGAGUUGGAAAAUAUUUUCUACUUGCCAGAUCAUACAGAUUCAAAAUUGUCUUGCGCAGCUGGUAAACAGUUAAAAAAAAUGUACCUUUUAAAUGAAUAUCAGAAAAUGUUCUAUUAUUCGGAUAAUAUUAUGUGCUCAUAUUUAGAUACUCGGUAUAUACUGUAAAUGAUAUAAUAAAUUAUGUUUUUGUACUGUUUUUACCUAUAAAACAUUCGUAAUGAAAAUUGUUUUUUACCUAGAUUUCUUAAUUCAUUUUGUAAAUACAUUUUUUCUUUUAAAAUAAUUUUUUUUUAGUUUAACAGAGACCAUUUUUACAGUGAAGAAAAUCAAUCGAAUCAAUAUUUACAGCCGUAAUCUUUUUUAUUUUAAAAUUAAUCAAUAAGUAUUUUAUUAAUGACGUAAAGCGGUAUUCAGCCCGGAAAAUGAUCCGCGACAAUGAUUCUGAUGCACUUCUCACGCUUACGGUUAACUUCGAAAAAAUAACGAUUUGACAGUUAAUUUUUUUAGGACUGACAUACUAUUAAACAAAAGUUUAUGAAGAUUAGAUUCCCGAUUAGCGAUUAGAUUUUAAAAAAAAAGUUUAAACGUUACAUUUUGAA